Aspergillus caelatus is the source of this 299-nucleotide messenger RNA. RefSeq lists its product as uncharacterized. The coding region runs from base 40 to 207 and encodes 55 amino acids. The record is from RefSeq and is a predicted model, not a curated record. The transcript has 2 exons. Lineage: Eukaryota; Fungi; Ascomycota; Eurotiomycetes; Eurotiales; Aspergillaceae.
UAUCCAUAUCCAUAUCCAUAUCCAAACUCCAAUUUCAAAAUGUGCAUGAAGGCAACUUGUUCUACCUGCCACAAAACUUCAUGGUGGGGUUGCGGAGCGCAUAUCCCCUCUGUUUUGGAUGCCGUGCCUGAGAGUGAGCGCUGCACGUGUACACCCAAGGUUGAGCGGGAUGGAAAGGAGUAUCCGCCUAAGGCUGAGAAGGCGUGACUAGCCGGUUGUUCAAUUUUCUGAGAGGGUGUUUUUGGUGGCGAGGGGAGCCAGUUGUGUUUUAUAAGGGGGUGGUGAUAUUGGGGGGUGGG